AUGACGACGCUCGCGUGGUGGCUCCUCAGCGUCGUGGGGCGGAGGUGGUGGACUAGAGCGCUCUCAGUGGAGCCUGGGGUCUGCCGAUUCGCCGGCGACGACGUCGAUGACGUAUGGGUGCAGCUGCACCACGUGGCAGAGGGCGGACGGGUCAUCCUGUCCCCAGAGGUUGACAUCUACGUGGAGGACAUGAGCUGCGGCAGGGCCGAGACCUGGCCUGCCCGACCCAUCCCGCUGGCGCAGCGGAUGGGCAGGAAGCGGAGGCUGUAUCGCUUCGAGGAGGCGCUGGGGCCUGAGAGUCGGGCCAAGACGCUGACGCGGGGCCGUCAGGCGGCGCUGGAGGUAGAGGCGGCGUCGCCUGAGCCGAGGGAGGCCGGGGCCGUGAGCGGCCAGCGGGUCUCGUGGCAGGAGGACGCUGGUAGGCGUCUGGCCGUGGAGCGGAGGGGCCUGCUGUACCCGAGCAUGGCCGUGGCUCGCCGGGCGGGGACGCCGCUGGAGGCUCCUGCUGGGGGUGACGCCUGGGUCGGCCGCGGUGGCGUGCCCGACGGUGUGAUCGGGGCGGAGGUCGACGUGGCGAGGACUGGAGGCCUGAGCUUCGAGGACGGGCCUGAGGCGUUCGGCGUGCUGAGGUCCGCCGACGGUGGCACAGGGCGGCUCGGCCGGCUGGACGCGGGGUCGGACGCUGGGCGCCUGGCAGAGGAGGAGGCUUUCAGGCAUGGCCCAAGCAGGAGCCAGGCACGAGCCAAGGGCCCCGAGCGCCGACGCACUGCGGCCGCGGCGCCGCUCGAGGAUGAGGAGCCCGCCGGGCCCCCAUGGGGCGGCACGGCUAUGCCAGAGUUGGCGCAGCCGCUGCUGGAGGGGCCGCAGGGCGAGCAACGUGACGCCCUCGCCCGCACGCUCUGGGUCUUCUACGACGAGCAGGGCGGACGGGACAGACGAUGGCGAGACGUGGUAGGCGAGUCGAGGCAGGGGCGCCGCCCAGACGCACGGGUGGGCAGACCGCCGGGGGCUCUCCACAUGCGCGAGCACAUGGUGAGGCACGGAGGCGACCUGCGGCUCGAGCCCGACCUCACCGUAUGCGUGAGGGGCCGUGGGGAGAAUGACUGGGUGGUGCAGAAGCUGAGGACGAUCGCCUACGGAGACCUGCUCAAGCCGAGCUGGACGAACGCGGACAUCUUCGCGGACGUGAGCUCGGAGAAGGACGUCUCGGGGUCAGAGCUCAGGGGCUACAUCCACCAAGGGGCGCAGAAGACGUACGAGGUGGAGCAGGUGCAGAAUCGGGCAGCCCGCAGCUUCCUGCCGCUCCCGCUGCUGGGCGACGCUGGCCGCCGAAUUCGCGGCAGGUCUUGCAGGGCGAGGCAGUUCGGCCGAGAGAAUCGGAUUGCGGCGGAGGUCAACGGCAUCGUCGAUGCCGUUAACUGGAUGUCGGGGUACGACUCGCUUCCUGGCCCAGCCAAUGACAUGCAGCGGGAUGUACUAGCGCGCUUCGAGGGCCUCGUUCGGGGCCGGCAGCCGGACGCCAGGUUGCAGGAUCCGCGGGCGGCCCUCCGGGAGCUGCUGCGGGGCCGCUCGCCAUACGACGGGCGCAGUGGCCCGACGACGGUCGCCUCCUACAGUGCAGGGCUCGUCAGCAUGCCGAUGGACGUGAGCGACUGCCCGCGUCUAGAGGACCUCUUGCCUGGCGAGGCCCUUACUUUCCUGCAGGAGCGCCAUGAGCGCAUGUUGCGAGAAUCACCCUUGCCGACUGACGUCGAGCCAUACUUCGACUCGGUCCUCAAGUUCAACCACAAGGAGUACCGCGGCCUGGUGCGCCGGCUGCUGUCGGCUGGCAUUCUGGGAUGGACUCUAACACCGAAAGAGAGAAUUGGGAUGUUUUUCGUGUGGAAGGAUGGGCGGCGCCGACUUCGCCUCAUAGUCGACGCCCGCCGUACGAACGCCCACUUCAAGGACCCUCCUGGGGUGGAGCUUUUGAGCAGCGAGGGCCUUGCCAGAAUCGAGGUGCACAUGCCAGACGCGGGCUUCUCGAACUACGAGGACCUCCGCGCCGCGCUGGAGGCGCAGCAGGUGUACAUCGGCAUGGCGGACGUGAAGGACUGCUUUCAUAGGAUGCGUAUUGAUUCGGCCCUCUCGCAGUACUUCUGCCUGCCGCCGGUCAAGGCUGGGGCUUUCGGCGUGACCGAGGUCGAGGGGGCCAAGGUGCAGACGUCGACGGCCAUCUACCCUUGCUGGCAGGCGCUGCCCAUGGGCUUCAGCUGGUCCCUCUACUUCGCCCAGCGGGCCAACGAGGAGGUGAGCCGCCGCAGCAGCGCGCUCCUUCGGGGGCCCGGUCUCUCAGACCAUGGGCCACCGCUCGUGUUCGCGCCGGGCAGAGCGUCCGAGGAAGUCAGACACUACGUGUAUGUUGAUAACUUGGGGGUCUUCUCGCUCUUCUCUGAACUCGUGAGCGGCGUGAUGAACCAGCUGACAGGCGAGUUCGCCAAGCUGAGCCUACUGCUGCACAAAGACGAGCUGGUGCCGGACAAGGCAGUAGCGCUGGGCACGGAGAUCGACGGGGGCCAAUUGCGCACUCGUGUGACCAGUGAUCGGUUCUGGCGCUGCCGCCAGGAGCUGACGGCCUUCAGCUCUUUGAUGUACUUCCUGGAAUCAGAUUGGUGGCUACCUUGGAAUCCCUUGGCGCAGCAGUCAGAUGCCAGUCUUCACGGCUACGGACUGGCAAGGGCCUUUUGGCCGCGGGAGCUGGUGGAGUCAGUCGGGCGCGUGCCUGAGCGAGCCCGCUUCCGCCGGCGCUGCGCGCACAGUGCCCGCGAGGCUGCGUUCUGUGCAGCUGGUUUCAGCAUGAGCGAGAGUGGAAAAUGGGAACUCAAGGUGCCCGCCCGGGGGCUCCGCGCAGGUCUGCGGGAGCCCUGCUUCGCAAGAGCCUGGCAGCACCCUGAGGGCAUCCUGACCUUAGAGGCCCGAGCCCUGGGUCAGGAGGCGGGGUGCCCGUGGCAUCUUGCCCCUUUGGCGCCAGUGACGCCGCUGCCGUCGCCGGCAGCGCGGCGGGCGCACCUGCUGUGCGAGUCGGAGCUCCUGAAGACAGCGGUGCAGGGCCGUCCCCUGCCGCGGGGCCUGGGACAGAUGGCGGAGGACCUGAAGGAGAUGCCUGUGCCAGCGGAGCCCGCUCAGGGAGUGCGAGAGAGCGACGGCUCCUCCGACAGCGGGAGCUCCGAGCCCGAGGUCGAGACCGACGCCGCGCGGCAGCCCAGGCUCGCGCAGUCGCACGAGCGCCUUGCCCGCCACUACGGGCCCCCUUACCUGGAGAGGGAGGCCGCGUGGAUUCCGUCGCUGCGCGAGUACCAGAGGGUUGCGACCAUUGGCGAGGUCAUGGAGAGCAGGGACGAUGCCAUGGUGACCUCGGCGUUGGUGAGCCAGCUGACCGGACUGCACCAGACUGGGACUCACCCCUCCUGGGCCGAGAGGCUGAUGGUCGGCGUCCUGCACUUCAACCCCGACGGGUCGAGCUACGGUGCCUGGCGCCCCCCCCCGGGCUGGAGUUUCUGGACCCUGAGGCUCUCCCCGGAGGAGGAAGGCCCGUGGGAGAGAGCGGGCCUGGUGAAGGUGUCGCUAGAGUCAGACUCGACCUGGAUGCGCUUCUUGUGCCCUGUGCUGUGUCAGAUGAAGAAGGUGAAGCACCCCGAGUACCCGUGGAACUUCACGUGCCCAGAGUACCGCAGGAGGUUCAGCCUACGUCUUCAAGACCUGCCAGCAAGAGCCGAGUUGGUGCCGUAUCAGGUUUGCCUUUCAAGGGCCUUGGUAUGCAUGGCGAGGAGGUGGGGGCGGCUGGCCGAGGUGCAGACACGCUGGCAGUGGAGAGCCAAGCGCAGCGUCGUCCGCUACGAGAAGCACGCGCGCCUGGCAGCCACGUGUUCAACUCGGAGCCGCACGGUGCAAGACGUGUUCCUGGUCUGCGGGGUUCAGCUCGCGGACAUCAUUUCGGAUCGCGCCUCGCCGCUCGACUUGCGGGAGCUCGGCUGCGUCUGA
This is a messenger RNA of Prorocentrum cordatum, 4020 nucleotides long. Lineage: Eukaryota; Dinophyceae; Prorocentrales; Prorocentraceae. The record is from the annotation of a GenBank genome assembly.